AUGAGAGUGACAGGAAUAGAGAGUGCACCUGUGUCAGCACGUAUCUCACGUAUCACAUAUCUCCUGCGCAGUUGGCUAGUCUCAAUGAGAUUGGCCGCCGUGGCCGGAAUCGAUGCAACUAACGUACAGCCUAAGCGAAAAGUGCCUCCACGACCCCGACCUGGUCAGAAAAAGUUUCUGUCAUCCGUCCUUACAAUCCUAUCCAAAUCAACUGCCAGUACUCAAUAUCCUGAUGUUAAUGAAUUUCCUGAUAAAACGAGAAAACCUAAACCACGAAGAGUGAAAAAUGAUAAAAUUGAGGCACAAAAUGCUAAAAUUCGAUAUAAAUCAAGAGUUUUAAAUCAAAAUGUGGUUAAUGAUGAAGACUUUGUUAUAUUACAAUCUAAAAAGGAUAUAGCUCACACAACAUCAAAUUAUUCGGAAACAACAAAUAUUAGGUGGUCCGAUUUAGAGAUUUCUGGGAAAGAAAAUAGUAAAUACAAUGAAGUUGUAGAAGGAAAGAAAUUUAGCAAUAAGGAUGAGUCUACAACUGUUACAGAGAUGGACAAAAAUGACGAUAAGAUAUAUAACCUUUUUGUAGAUCUAUUAGAAACUACUUUUAAUAUAAAUAAUGUUCAAACUGAACAUGAGAAGCAAUUAAAGAAAAACGAUUCAAAUAUCGUCUUAGAAAUAAAUGAAGAAGUUGCUAAGAAAUUAGAAAUUAAAAGCAACGUUAAAGAAGAACAACACACAGUUAUAAAAGAUGAAAUAGAGUUAGAGAAUGAUAUUUACUCGGAAAUAGAAGAUAAACCUAUAAAUGUUAAGUUAUCAGACAUUAUUCAACCUAAACUAAAAGCGAAAUCUUUUGUACACGUCAAAAAAACUAAAACUUUGCAAAAGUCGAAGAGUUUGGAAGCAAAAAAAUCAUUUGCGAAAUCCAAAAAGAAAACUCUAUUAAACAUAUUAAAAGAACAACUGGAAAUGGACAUAACCUAUGAGGAACCACAAAAUUUAUAUGAAGCUUUGAAAGUUCUAGCAAAAAAUAAGCAUCGAUCUGAAAAAUGUAUUGAAUAUCAUAAAGAAAAAUUACCAAAAUUUGCUGAUAACGAUCGUAGCGACACAGAAUGCAUGUUUAGACAACGAAAUUUGUUUCUAAGACCUAAAAGGAAGAAGAAAACAACUAAAGCAUCUCCAAAACAAACAGAUGUUGAUAGAUCAAGACCUAAAAAGAUUAAAACAAACCUUUUGAAAUCUAUACCAUCGUACAAAUCUGUUGAAGUUUACGGCUACAAUUAUGAGGAACCAGAGGAAGAAGAAGUUUCAAAGCGAAACCUAUUUACAUAUACGUCGCUGUCUGUUAGCGACGUAGAUUAUUAUACUCUGCUUAAAUUCCCAGAUACAUCAAACAGCAAUAUUUCAUAUCAACCAUCCAAAUUUAUAUAUAAUAAC
Messenger RNA from Brenthis ino (lesser marbled fritillary), 1428 nucleotides. Lineage: Eukaryota; Metazoa; Arthropoda; Insecta; Lepidoptera; Nymphalidae. The record is from the annotation of a GenBank genome assembly.